UGCAGCUUUAUUAUUCGUGUCACCUUGAAGAGUUGCACUUCGAUUAAUUUUUUUUAAUUUGCUGUAACUACCAUUUUACUUGCAAUUAUGCAAUCAAUAAAUUUUACACUGUCACUUUUUCUAAUUUGUGUCCUAAUCGUGCCAACUUCACAUGGACACCCUGCCGUCCAACGAUAUAAAGAAAGCAAUAUCAUUGGUUACUUAUCCGGAAUUUUUGGUACUCGUAGCAUUAGUUGCCAUUCCUUGAGAGGAUAUUCCAUUUGCACCCAUGUUACUGGGUGGUGGCGGAAGUGCACUUGCGGAUCUGAAUGCGACCAAGUGGAUGGCUGCGUGUGCAAGAAAUGCGAAUCUGGUGAAAUAAACUAUGAAGUAGAAGAUAUGACGACGACUUUCAUGGAAGGAAUAAUACUUGAUGGUGGAGAUGUUCAAGUUAUGAGUGACACAGGGAUUGAUGAAGAUGAUGAAGAUAAUGAAGAUACCACGGGUCAAGAAAUUGUAGAAACAAUCGACAACAGCGACAUUGGUUGGAUACAUGAGUUAAGAAAUGAAGUACAAGAAAAGGUUAACGAGGUUGUCCACGACGUUGUCCACCUCGUGGAAGAGGAAGCUCCCAAAGUGGAAACUUUCCUAAACGAAACUUUGCAUAAGGUGGAAGACAAAAUAGUUCACUUUUACAAUGAGACGAAGCCAGUACUUCACCAUGUCGAAACUGAAGUUGUCACUGUAAUAGAAAAUGGGGAAGAUUUUGUCAAAAAGGAAUCCGAGGUUGUUGGGGGUGCCAUGAAAUCGUCGGUAACCUGGGUGAAGGAUACCUUCCACUUUUUAAAAAUCGUGAUGGAAGUCGUUUUAAUUAUUGCCGUGGGUUUCGUGCUGAUUAAAUUGAAACGAAGCGUGCAGGAGUUCAUGGGGCCAAAUAAUUCGCCGACUGGAAAGUACGGAAAUAAUAUCAACGAUAAUUCAGCGGAAAUUUCAUCAAUAAGUAAAGUUGUUGAUUACAAUAAGAACAAUGUGAACAAGGAGGAGGAAGAAUUUGAAGCAACACGACCAAAAGAGAAUAACUAAUAAUCAUUAUCCAAUAAUUCAAACAAAUGUUAUUUAUUUAAUUUUUAUAUACCAUUUUCGAAUUUUUAAGCUUUAAAAAUGAAAAAAAAAAAAAAUUUCUUGCCAAA
Folsomia candida is the source of this 1169-nucleotide messenger RNA. RefSeq lists its product as uncharacterized. Bases 88 to 1062 code for a protein of 324 amino acids. The transcript is spliced from 8 exons. NCBI's taxonomy places the organism in Eukaryota, Metazoa, Arthropoda, Collembola, Entomobryomorpha, Isotomidae. The record is from RefSeq and is a predicted model, not a curated record.